Messenger RNA from Anastrepha obliqua, 2262 nucleotides. It is a transcript of the gene RanBP3, whose product is annotated as ran-binding protein 3. The transcript is spliced from 6 exons. Gene Ontology annotation, biological process: protein export from nucleus. Gene Ontology annotation, molecular function: GTPase activator activity. Gene Ontology annotation, cellular component: cytoplasm; nuclear pore. The record is from RefSeq and is a predicted model, not a curated record. Lineage: Eukaryota; Metazoa; Arthropoda; Insecta; Diptera; Tephritidae. Bases 96 to 1403 code for a protein of 435 amino acids.
UCUGUGUUUGACAAUUCAGCAGUUUAAUUUGCAGAAAACUCGAAAAGACUUUCAUUUUUAACAAAUUCUCAUAGCUCUGAAAGUAUACAUUGAAAAUGUCCGAAAAUAAUGAUACCUCUAACGAAUCAAACAGCCUUGGUAGCGAUUCCAUCUUACAAUCAUCGCGGUUAACCGGUGGCGGUGUAAAUCCUGUUCUACGUUCAGGUGUAUUGCGACCGUCAGUGCUUGGCCCAUCGGUUUUGGGCGCAGCUGCCUUAGGCAGCAGCAAUAACAAUUCUCUAGCUAAUCUCAAUGCAAACGCGAUUUCCAAUUCAACAGCCACAAGCAAUAAUGUUGAAAGAGAUGAAGAGGAUUCCGAGAGCAGCACAACCAACCACAAUCCUUUUAUGCGGGAACAGAAAGAAGAUGAAGAGGGGUCAAACAAUGGAACAAUUGUGGAGGAGGGUGCUGCUGGUGGUGAAACAGGAAAUGAUAACAAGACGACAGAUGACAAAAAAGCGGCGGACGAUGAUGAGCCGGAUGAACGUUCGGAUCCAUUGAGUCUGCUACGUAAAAAUGGACUUGAACGAGCAAAUCUCUUUGCUGCUGCUAAGAACUCAAUACCGCGCGUGGAGAAAUCUGGUUUUGUAUUUGGCCAAAAUGUGCAUGAACGGGUUCUAGGGGAAAACAUCAAUCUUGAAAGUGCAGCGAGAUCAGAUAAAUCUGAAGCCAGCUGCUCAACUUCUGGGGAAUUGCUUUUUUCCAGUGUUAUACAAAAUGCGGCAAAAGCCGGUGAGAAUGACAAACAUGGCACACCAAAAGAGAGUGAAACAAAAACACUAACUGAUGUGGCGCGUGAAUACGAAGAGAGCCGUGCACAGAAACGCAAAUUUGAGGAGGUGGAAACAUUUACUGGCGAAGAAAAUGAAAUUAAUAUUGUUGACGUCAAUUGUAAAUUGUUUGCCUUCGUCAACAGCAAUUGGGAGGAGCGUGGACGGGGUAGUUUACGCUUGAAUGAUUCGAAAAAGGAACAAGAAUGCUCUCGUGUUGUGUUUCGAACGUCGGGAAAUCUGCGUUUAUUGCUGAAUACAAAAGUUUGGGCAGGUAUGGUUGCUCAGCGUCCCAGCAACAAAUCACUGCGCCUUACUGCAAUGGACAAUACUGGCAAAAUAAAGAUUUUCUUAGUAAUGGGUCGUCCUGCAGAUAUGUCAUUGCUGCAUAAAGAGUUGAUAGUUCGAAUUGAACUCCGAAAAGUCUCGCAUCCGGAAGAGUGUCGGUCGCCGGCAGAAACGAAAAACGGUGUCGGAUCUACCGAGAAUCACGAGGAGGAGGCAAAAGAAGCCGAAGCCACCGCUGUACCGGAUCAAGAAGAGUGCACGGAGCCAAGUCCCAAAAGAUCGAUGGAUAGAGAAAAGCGAAACUAAUACACCGAUUUUAUAAAACAACAAACAAUUAUAAUAAAAAAAAUAUUAUAAUCUUAACUUAUGAUUUGCAAAUAAAAACAAGUUAAAAAUAACAAAAUAAUAAAGUUUGGCGAAAGCACAUAUGAAUUGCAUAAAACUUCUACAUGAAAUCGAAAAUAAAUACUCCCGCAUGAAAUGGGAAAAAGUAAAAAACAAAGCAAAAUUUGAAAAAUAUAUGGUUAUGUGCUUAUUACUGUAAAACUAAAUUGAUUUUUUUUUUGUAUUAUAUAAACAACAACGAAUCACGAAACGCAGUAGAAAAUACUAAAUCAAAACUUGUAUUAAAUUUAAAGAAACACAAUUGUUUAUACAUAAUUAUUAGAUACACAGAUAGACAAAAAGGAAAGAAAACUCAAUAGUAAAGCAAGUGAUGGUGCUGAAAAAAGAAAAAAACUCAUUUCAUUUUUUAUGAAAAUAUAGUUUUCCGAAUAAAUUUCUAAACGCUUAAACACAUUCAAAGUAUAUAUAGAAAAAAUGAAAGAUUCGCUUUGCAAUUGGAUUUUUUUAUUCGUAAAAAUCAUCUUGUGAUUGUACGUAACUUCUCAUGAUAAAAAUAUGCACCGUUAAUAACUUGAUAUCAUUUCAUACUUGUAGGCGUUUGUGGGUAGGAUAUUUCAAUUUUUAGAAAACCUACCGAAAUUCUAUAUAUUUGUGUUUUAAAUGUAAAAUCUACAAUGAUAAUCUGUUUUUUAAAUAAUGAAUUGUAGUCUAAAUGAAAGCAAAGGUAGAGCUAAGAUAAAAUAAAGAAUAUCUGAAAAGAAAAUGGAGGAAGAAAUAAGAUGAAAAUAAAUUUAGAUUUCUGUUCCUUGUAAAACAUUAA